AUCGCACAUAAACGCAGCCAUAUUGUCCAUCGAAUUGGCUGAUUCACUAUUUAAUUGAGUUUUGUUUUUUCUCGUUUCAUGCGAAAGGGCAAUCCUUCUUUCGAAGGUACAACGGUUAGGGCGAAAUAGCACCGGUUAGGGCGACCGUAGGAAAUUGGGUGGCAGGUAAUCUUGUGACACGUCCCAAUGGCUUGCAGCGCACUCUCUGAGCCAGCCUAGAAAGACUGUACAUUGGGGGGACGGACACAGAGCGGGUUUUCGGUGUUUUCUACUGCAUUUCCACUUCCAUCUUCUAAUCUUCCCGGCGAUGGUCUUUGCAGAACAUACGUUGAAGAUGGUGUUGCUCUUUCAACUCUUCUUUAUCCGUGCACUUAGUCGAACAGGCGCAGGUCAAGAAUCUGUUGUGUAUUUAAAACUUUACGAAACGGGCCCAGAGUUCUUCCAAGCCUCCUCUCACUCUGCUCUUCCCAUUGCUGUUUCCGUGGGUGCUGAAAACCUCAAUGAGGUCUCCAGUAGUGUUGUAAUGGCUGAAAUGUGGCUCAGGACCCAUGUUUUGGCUCACUACCCGGCCACCAAAAUCACCACCAUUGUUGUGGGUGACACUGUACUUUGCAACAAAGGCCACGAACACGAGUUGGAUUUCAUCCUGCCAUCCCUCAAGAACGUUUAUCACUCUCUUAAAAGGUGGGGUUUGGAGAAUGAAAUCAAAGUCUCUUCUGCUUUCUCUUCCAACUGUUUGCACCCGUACUCUGCUUUUCACAGAGGUAAUUUCACGGAGAAGGUUAUCAAACCUCUGCUAGAGUUUCUGCAGAGUACCAACUCGACGUACUCGUUGAACCCACAUCCAAAUUUCUUACCUUUGUCAGAUGAAAGCGUGACCCUGGUGUCUUAUCACUUACAGUCAAUGCGAAAGCUUGGAUUUUUUGAGCUCAAGAAGAUCAAUGUGUUGGUCAGUAGUCCAAAAGAGAAAAAAUCCAUGCGCAGGAAGCUCGCGGUCACCGAAUCCGAGUUUGUAGAACCAUUUCCCGCGAGGCCAACCCCAUUACCAGAAAUUGCACAAUCCCCACUCCAAUCCUCUGUUGGCUUUUCUGUUCCUUCCAACGUAGCCAAAAACCCACAUCCUCCACUUUCUCAAAUAGCUUCACCGCCAUCGUUGUCGUUCCCCUUCGCUCCCGAGAUGCCUCCAGUCAUCGAUCCAGCGACUCCUCCUUUCGGUUUCACAUUUCCUCCUUGUAAUCCUGCUCCUUACAGUGCCCCCGCACCAGAGAUAGGAGUGGUCCAGAAGCUGUGGUGUGUGGCCAAGCCUAGUGUUCCUGCAGAAACACUGCAACAGGCAAUGGACUAUGCUUGUGGAAAAGGCGGUGCUGCUUGUGAGGAGAUCCAGCCCAAUGGGAACUGUUAUUAUCCUGAUACUGUUGUUGCACAUGCUUCUUAUGCCUUCAAUAGCUACUGGCAGAAGACCAAGAGGAGCGGAGGAACUUGUAGCUUCGGAGGAACUGCUAUGUUAAUCAAUGCUGACCCAAGUUUUCUUCACUGUCAGUUUGUUCUAAGCUAGAUACGGUAGAGGAAGAAUCAAGGGAGAUUAUUCUGUGUUUUGUUACAGUUUAUGUGGGGAUUUUGACUGUAAGGUAGUGACUUUGUUCUAGUUAGAUAAGGAGGGACUCGGGAGUUCUGUGUCGUUAAGACUAGUUAUGUGGUACCCUAUGCACAAAAAAGAAAAGAAAAGAGAGACUCUUAUGAUUUCUGUCCUGGAUAAUAUAGUACUGCUUAUGCUUUUAAUCGAAGAUAUUCUUUCUAAGUUUGUA
Juglans regia (Persian walnut) is the source of this 1805-nucleotide messenger RNA. RefSeq names its product glucan endo-1,3-beta-glucosidase 1. The transcript is spliced from 3 exons. Gene Ontology annotation, biological process: carbohydrate metabolic process. Bases 308 to 1555 code for a protein of 415 amino acids. NCBI's taxonomy places the organism in Eukaryota, Viridiplantae, Streptophyta, Magnoliopsida, Fagales, Juglandaceae. The record is from RefSeq and is a predicted model, not a curated record. Gene Ontology annotation, molecular function: hydrolase activity, hydrolyzing O-glycosyl compounds.